AGUGUUCUUGGCUGUUGUGUGCGGGUGUGGAUGGUGAUCGUGAGUUAAACUUGCGUUGACUGUUAUUUAUCGCAAAGUGGACUGGACAAGAAAAUAUAUUUAAUUAUUUGUAACAAAUAUCAGCCGCAAAAAUGGCUGCGGGAUCGACAGAAACUUUUGCUUCGACAUCGCAAGGUUUGGGUUGUUUUAAUUCGAACUUGUUGAAAACAGCCCAGGACAAAUUUUGGACAGCCGAAGUCAUGGCAACAGCAUCCACUGGAGGUUUUUGGGAAGAUGAUCCUGAAAUGGAAAUUAAGAAGAAGAUAAAUGAAUUGAAACACAAAUUUCAUGUUGGCCGGCAACUGCAAAUAAAGCACUUACCACGUGAUGUCACCGAAGAGUUUAGCACGGUGUUGAAUACGAAACAUGGUAAAUGCGUGCCAGAACAACUCCUUUUUGAAAUGAAAACUGCUAGUUUGAGCCCAGCCCAGCCCAGCCCAGCCCAGCCCGAGCCCAGCCCAGCCAGCCCAGAUAGCUCGCAUUGCUCGAGUGGAUUGAUCAGCAAUGAAGUCGAGCCUGGUCGCACAAAGCGUCGUCGCUGCCGCCUGCAGGGAGCGUCUUGA
This is a messenger RNA of Gryllus bimaculatus (two-spotted cricket), 602 nucleotides long. The record is from the annotation of a GenBank genome assembly. NCBI's taxonomy places the organism in Eukaryota, Metazoa, Arthropoda, Insecta, Orthoptera, Gryllidae.